UGCCGAGACGAGCCAGUCAGUCUUGUGAUCGACAUCAACAGAGCAGAGCAAGAUGACCUGUGCAGCCGCCUAUGUUCCUGAUCUCGUACAAGGCUCCAAGAAGGUCUUCAGCCGAGCCGAGGUUGCAAAGCACGCCAAGGAGGACGACCUUUGGAUCAUCGUCGACACUGCGGUCUAUGAUCUGAGCGACUUUAUCGACAUGCACCCCGGUGGUGCAUCGAUCCUGCUCGACCCGAAGAUCGCCGGCAAAGAUGCAACGCAGGUCUUCUUCGGCCUCCAUCGCGGCGAGGUGGCAUCGAAGUACGCCAGAAUGAUCAUCGGCACGAUUGAGAACGAGAAGCCCCAGGUAAUCCUACCGACACCAGGAACAAUCUCUACAGUGCCACACGCAGAGCCUAUGUGGCUCGUCAAAGGCAUGCAAUCCGCCUACUUCAACGAUUCCCACCGUGCACUGCAAAAGGCCAUGCGCAAUUUCUUCGAUAACGAAGUCAGGGAAGAAGCCACAGAGCACGAGAUCAGCAACGAACGACCCACCGUUGAGCUCAUCAAGAAGAUGGGCGCGAACCGUAUCAAUCACAUGCGCAUGGGACCAGGCAAGCACUUGCACGGCCUCACGCUCCCUGGCGGCGUCAAAGGGGAAGAGUUUGACUACUUUCACGAAAUGAUCAUCACGCAAGAAGUCGCACGGGUUGUUGGACGCGGCUACGGUGAUGGCCUCCAGGGUGGAUGCGUCAUCGGACUCCCGCCUCUCAAUUUUGGCAGCAAGGAACUGCAAAAGCGCAUCGUUCCCGCGGUUCUGGCAGGCGACAAGUUCAUCGCGCUCGCAGUCAGUGAGCCCGAAGCAGGUUCUGACGUGUCUGGCCUGCGGACGACUGCCACCAAGUCCGAAGAUGGUCGCUUCUGGAUCGUCUCUGGCCAAAAGAAGUGGAUCACCGGCGGCAAUUUUGCAGACUACUUCACCACUGCAGUGCGGACAGGCAAAAACGAAUUGUCGAUGCUCCUGAUCGAAAGAGACUUUGGGGGUGUCGAGACCAAGAUCAUCAAGACUGCUUAUUCAUCCGCGGCCGGUACUGCCUACAUCACCUUCGACAACGUCAAAGUGCCCGUCGAAAAUACUCUCGGCAAAGCGGGCGAUGGCCUGAAGAUCGUCCUGUCUAACUUCAAUCAUGAGCGCUGGGUGAUGUGUUGCUCUGCCAUUCGCGCCGCAAGAGCCGUUGUGGACGAGACAUUCCGCUGGGCCUGCCUUCGACAGGUCUUUGGCAAGCCAUUGAUUGGCCAACCUGUCAUCCGAGCCAAAUUUGCCUCAAUGUUCUCGCAAAUCGAAGCCGGCCAAUCUUGGCUCGAGAACAUCACCUUCCAGAUGUGCAAGCUCAACUAUUUCCAGCAAGCCGACUUGCUGGCCGGUCAAAUUGCUUUGCUUAAGCGCUAUCUGACGCGUAUCGCCGCCGAAUGCGCAGAUCAGUGUGUCCAGAUUGCUGGCGGGCGCGGCAUCACCAAAGGCGGCAUGCUUGGCUCAGUAGAAGCCUACAUGCGUACAUACAAAUUCGACGCCGUUCUUGGUGGCUCCGAAGAGAUCCUGGGCGACCUCGGCGUGCGUCAGGCGAUGCGCAAAAUGACUCCUCAUUCCCUCUAGAUUUCGUACCUCAUCCUCACGGCCACUCGGGUAUCAUCAUAGCUGUCUCUCAUCAUAGACAUUGCAUGUAGACUCAUUGCAUCCCGGUCCACUCGCUAUACACCCGAAGCGAGACUUUGUGCGG
This is a messenger RNA of Mixia osmundae IAM 14324, 1757 nucleotides long. RefSeq lists its product as uncharacterized. The coding region runs from base 53 to 1633 and encodes 526 amino acids. The record is from RefSeq and is a predicted model, not a curated record. Gene Ontology annotation, molecular function: heme binding; flavin adenine dinucleotide binding; acyl-CoA dehydrogenase activity. The transcript is spliced from 6 exons. Lineage: Eukaryota; Fungi; Basidiomycota; Mixiomycetes; Mixiales; Mixiaceae.